Scatophagus argus is the source of this 2152-nucleotide messenger RNA. Its product is annotated as GTPase IMAP family member 8-like. NCBI's taxonomy places the organism in Eukaryota, Metazoa, Chordata, Actinopteri, Scatophagidae. The record is from RefSeq and is a predicted model, not a curated record. The transcript is spliced from 4 exons. Bases 86 to 1324 code for a protein of 412 amino acids. Gene Ontology annotation, molecular function: GTP binding.
UGGGACACAGUCUGACAGCCUUCCAAACUGAUCCAGAGAGUCCAGUGAAACCUGCCUGCUGUCUGUGCUCCACUAAGAAACUAAAAUGCAUUCCAUCAGACCUCCACCGGCAUAUCCUGAAAAGAUAACUGUUGCUCUGUUUGGAAAAAGAGUUCAGUUAAAGAACAGCAUUGGAAAUAUGAUCCUAAAUGACAACGCUUUUGUCACAACGUCACAAAAUUUUGUUGUGGCACACGACGGAACGUUCAAAGUCAUCAAUACACCUGAUUUCUUUGAUGAAGAAUAUCAGCACCCAGACCAGCAGAUUAUUGACUUCAUGGCAUUAUCUUACCCUGGACCUGAUCUGUUCAUACUGGUUUCAGACAACACCCAAGAACAAAUAAUAAUGGCUCAAGUGCGUAAACUUCAAGAUUCCUUUGGUGAAAACAUCACAACACACUUGGUCAUCCUGUUACCGGACCAAGAAAGCUUUGCUUCACUCCGUCAUCUAAAUGGCUUAUUCAACAUUUGGUUGGCAUCCAAUGAAAAUCUGGCUCGUGAAUGUAGGGCGUCGUGUUGUGGUCGACAGACGUUCCUGUAUGACUACAAGAACUACAGCCAAGACGUCGUGAUACAAAGAAGGACAGCCUUAGAGAAGAGAAGGCGUGAUGGCCAGCCUCUGUGUUACUAUGAGGGAACAGGUAACAGUGCUAAUGGAGUGUUGGACAACAUAUUUAACAUUGUUCUGCUGGGACUAACAGGGACUGGAAAGAGUGCAUCUGCAAACACCAUUCUGACUGCUGGGAACCCUGAGCUGGAUCCCUGGCAGCUUUUUAAAUCUGAGCCAAGCUCCAUGCCGAUCACCACUCAGUGUGAGGUCAAAAUAAUACAGAAACCUUUCGGGGUGCCAGUAAGAGUGGUCGACACUCCAGAUUUCUUUCAUGAUGAACUCAAUAACUCAGAGCAACAGAUAAAUGAGUGCAAGAAGUACCUUCAGCAAGGUCAGUGUGUGGUGUUGCUCGUGUUACAGUUGGGCAGGUUCACGGAUUAUGAGCAAGGAAUAUUAGAAAGGCUGGAGGACAAGUUUGGCUGGAGGAUCAGAGACAGCACAAUCGUUCUGCUGACACAUGGAGAGGACCUGAGAGGAGACCUGGAUCAGUACGUUGGCGCAUGUGUUCCCCUCAGGAAGAUUGCUGAAUCGUGUGGCUAUCGCUAUCAUUUAUUUAGCAACUCUUCCAGGGAUUCUAGGCAAGUCAUAGAUCUCAUCAGGAAAAUUCCAAAUAGUAACAAUAUUUUCCCAAAGCUCUCUAAAAAAAGAAGUACUUCACAGUGCUUUAUAUGUUAGCUUGGCAUAUGUGCUGAUGCUAUAUCCAAUUGUGCAAAUGACAAAGUGUUUUAAUCAGAACUCCUUUGACAUUAUUUACCAGAGAUACUGGUAUAAUGUUGAUUAAUGUUUUGUGCUCUACACAUCCAAGAGGUUGACCCCAAAAUUUUUUGCAGACUAAAGCAGCCAUCUUCCUGAUAAACCCUGAGUUCCAUCAGAGUUGUCUAAAUAUAUUUCUUUACUUUUUCCAGAAGCUAAAAGUCUCAUUCUGUUUAGUUCCACACUGGAAUCUCUGGAUGUGUUAACAACUUGUGUCACUUGACCAUUACCAAAUUAACAGUGCACUGAUCGGCCAUGCUGUAUGCAGUGCUCUGUGCCCUGUGUAAUUUUGUUGUAAAAAAGAAAAAAAAAAGACAAAGAAGAAAGAAAAAGGGUUUCUUUCCCAAUAGCUCUUGUUGUCUAACAAAUAUGUAGAAUGUAUUUUCUUCCUCGGUGUGUUACCACCACUAAAUGUCAAUCUCCACAUGGUGAGGAUGCGUCAUGUCAUUGUCUUUAAUAAUCCACAGUAUGAUGUUAAAUACUUUUGUCAAUAUUAUGUUUGUGCUGUAAUGAAACAAUGACAUUUUGAUGUGAAAUUACUAAUAUACUGUAUACUAAUGAUCCAAAAGAAAUAUUCAUUGUCUGUGUAUUGAUUGGUGGCACUGAUUUAUUACUAUCAGCCAUUCUGGUGAGUUAAUGAUUGAGUUUAUGCACAUGCUAUGUCACAGAUGGUUCAUAACAGGUGUGAAGGCAUUUUAUGAACCGUGUCUUUAGAUAUAACCUGAAAAACUCAAAUAAAACCACAGAAGG